Molecule: messenger RNA, 1410 nt
Organism: Canariomyces notabilis
Lineage: Eukaryota; Fungi; Ascomycota; Sordariomycetes; Sordariales; Chaetomiaceae
Exons: 2
Coding region: 215-1369 (384 amino acids)
Source: RefSeq, a predicted model, not a curated record
GGCAAGCCUGCUGGUGUGCCUAGAACUUAAAGAAUUACCUCAUUGCCUUGGUCUGGUCCGCUCCAGGUUGUAGUUGCCCCAUUGCAUUGUGAAAGAGAACCGAAGAUCAGUCUCGCAGUCUUCCGGCUCGUGGAUAAAUCGGCAUGGAUACGAGUAUCUUGUCACCAACUCGUUUAUAGUGUUGGUCAAGCGGGAAACCCCGUUCCUUGAGAAAAUGGCAGGCGCUUUUCCUGAAGAGACAUCGAGAAGCCGAAGUCUGCCCCGAUACCGAAGCCGAGAGAUUGCGACGGUCGAAGCGACAGAGCACACCAACGGCUCCGGGGACUGGGCCAGCAACGCCGAGGCCGGCGGAUACCGCCAGGGGCCAAGCCAACGACCAAACGUCACGGCGGGCCCUGACCCAGGCUACCAAUAUCCCCCAUUGCCAGCAGCAUUACCCAUGCCGAGGAAUGAUGCCGGCGUGCCGCCGCUGACAACUUCCGCGCUUGAUACGCAGAUGGGAGGCAUUACACUGGAAGACAAGAGCGUCCAAGGGGGGGCAACGGCUUUCCCAGAUCAGACUGGCGAGGAGCUGGCAGCGCUGGCCGAGUACCCGUACUCAGUGUACAACCACGGGACAUGGACGGCGGCAGACGACAGGACCCUGAUCAUGGCUCGGUCUCGGGGACAGAACUGGGCCGACCUGCAGCGGGCGUACUUCCCCACCAAGACGGCCAACGCAUGCCGGAAGCGGUACGAGCGGCUGGUGGAGCGCCGCGGGAUACACGACUACAGCGCGCGAAAGCUCGAGAUGGUGGCCAACGAGUACAUGAACAUGCGCAAGGAGAUCUGGUCUGGUCUCGCCGAGCGGGUGGGGAUGAAGUGGGAAGUCGUCGAGUCUCUGUGCAUGUCGGCUGGGCUGCGGACCAUCCAGUCCAACGCCCGAUCCUACACCAACCGCUCAAGACGAGACAAUCGAAUAUCGCAGAAGACUCGUGAGGCGCAAGCCGAGGCCGCUGCCGCAGGCCCACUCAGCUCUGCUGUCCCGGCGGCAGGCCCGAUAGGCACGGGGUUUGGGGUUGCGUUCGCGCGGAAGGUCACCGGCAACCCGGAGUUGAGUACUACUGGUAGUAGUCCGGGACACAACACAUCGACUUCGCAUAACCCCCCUCGCAGCAACGCUGGCAUCAUGCCGCCUCCUCCACUCAUCCCUCCCAACUUGAACCAUGCUUCCCUUCCAGGCUCACUGCCUCGUGGGCAGCAGGUCCCCUUCGACGGGUAUCUCAACGGUAGAUCUCAGCCGGAGAGCGGGCAGUCCCGGGAGCCGCAACCACCGGUUCCGGGAAGGGGGCAAGAUUGGGUGAGUCCCACGUUUCGCGGGCCUGUUUAGAGACAUGACUCGGUCAACAAUAGAAUGAAUAGAAUCCUUGU